This is a messenger RNA of Athalia rosae (coleseed sawfly), 2905 nucleotides long. RefSeq names its product H(+)/Cl(-) exchange transporter 7 (gene ClC-b). Gene Ontology annotation, cellular component: intracellular membrane-bounded organelle; lysosomal membrane. Gene Ontology annotation, molecular function: voltage-gated chloride channel activity. NCBI's taxonomy places the organism in Eukaryota, Metazoa, Arthropoda, Insecta, Hymenoptera, Athaliidae. Gene Ontology annotation, biological process: chloride transport; transmembrane transport. The record is from RefSeq and is a predicted model, not a curated record. The transcript has 13 exons. Bases 191 to 2605 code for a protein of 804 amino acids.
UUGGACUUUGAACUACAUUUCACGACACCAAAAGCAACAGUGGAUUGAAUAAUGGACAAGAUAAUGACGAUGGGAAUGACAAUCGUAUCACGUGGUCAAAUUUUACGCAGCUAUGACAGAGCUUGCUCAAUCUUUCCUGUUUAACAAGUGGCAGUAGGUGGAAUCGAACUGAUUUUCUGAUUUAAAAACAAUGGAGCCCAAUGGACCGACAGUGUCAAAUGUGUCAGUAAAUGAUAGUGUUGAUGGAAUCACAGAUUAUGAUGACAGACUCAGCAAACCGAGAAACAAUUUUCAUUCAUAUUCCAAUAAUGAUGUCAGCGUUAGGUUUCGGAGCGCAACUACUAGCCAUAAUGUCACAGUUCGAAAUAUCAUGGAAAGCUCCAGUCACAGACCCUCUAGCAGAAUUACAUCGGUAGCGAUACCACCUGGAGCCACAAAUUAUCUUUCAACUAAUUAUGAGAGCCUUGACUAUGAUACAUGUGAAAAUCAUUUGUUAUUGGACGAAGAAAGAAAAAAGGGAUACAAGUUUGUGGUCAAGAAAAAUGUUGCAAGAUGGUUUAUAUUCCUGUUAAUAGGAAUCAUAACUGCUCUCAUAGCAUGCUUUGUUGACAUUUCUAUAGAAGAGCUAUCCAAAUUGAAAUAUGGAGGACUGAAAAAAUAUGUCGACCAAUGUGUUUUAGAAAACUGUUUGUGGUUACCUUAUAUACUUUGGCUGGUUAUGAAUAUAGUACCAGUGUUCAUAGGUUCCUUCCUGGUUGCAUUUAUUGAACCUGUAGCAGCUGGUAGCGGGAUUCCACAGGUGAAGUGCUAUUUGAAUGGAGUGAAAGUACCGAAUGUUGUGCGGAUAAAAACAUUGACUGUGAAAAUCAUUGGAGUCAUUUGUACUGUCGUCGGAGGCCUAGCUGGUGGAAAGGAAGGACCAAUGAUACAUUCUGGGGCUGUCGUAGCAGCAGGAAUUUCUCAGGGAAAAAGCACAACCUUCAAUAAAGAUUUCAGGAUAUUUAGGUACUUCAGAGAGGACCACGAAAAGAGAGAUUUUGUAUCUGGAGGGGCAGCCUCAGGUGUCUCCGCAGCAUUUGGAGCACCAAUCGGUGGUGUACUAUUUAGUAUAGAAGAGGGAACAAGCUUUUUUAAGCAAAGUUUAACUUGGAGGACAUUUUUUGCCAGCAUGAUCACAACAUUCACGCUGAACAUAGUUCUCAGCGCAUACCAUGGGCAUCCAGGUGAUCUAUCCUACCCAGGGUUGUUGAAUCUGGGAAAAUUUGAAGCAAUGCCUUACCAAAUUUAUGAGAUUCCAUUAUUCAUGGUUAUCGGUACAUUUGGAGGUAUACUUGGCGCAUUGUGGAAUCACAUAAAUUAUAAAAUUUCUUGCUUUCGUAUCAGAUUUGUGAAAAAUAAGUGGGUGAAAGUGUGUGAAGCAGUGUUUGUAGGCAUUCUAAGUGCAACUAUCGGAUUCCUUAUGAUAUAUUUUGUUAACGAUUGCAAGCCACAAGAUCAAUUAUCCACCAAGUAUCCUAUUCAAAUGUACUGCAAAGAAGGGGAAUAUAAUGCUGUUGCGGCUAUCUGGUUUCAAACUCCUGAGAGCAGUGUUCGGUCCUUAUUCCAUGAUCCUAGCGGUUCCCAUACAGAUGAAACAUUGAUCGUCUUUGUUAUCUUGUAUUUCCUUUUGGCUGCUGGCACCUUUGGCCUGUCCAUGUCGAGUGGUCUUUUUAUCCCUUCACUUUUAAUUGGUGCUGCCUGGGGUAGACUGGUUGGAUCUGGUCUUUCAAAACUAUGGCCUGAAUGCGCACUUUUGGACCCAGGAAAGUAUGCACUGUUAGGGGCUGCGGCACAACUAGGUGGUGUAGUGAGAAUGACGAUCAGUCUAACUGUUAUACUGAUAGAAGCUACCGGCGGUAUAUCAUUUGGUCUCCCUCUUAUAAUCGUACUUCUAAUGGCUAAAUGGGUUGGGGACUUCUUCAAUGAGGGUAUCUAUGACAUUCACAUACAAAUGAAUGGAGUACCUAUUUUGCCCUGGGAGCCUCCCCCAUUAUCAAAUAACAUCUAUGCGAGUGAGAUAAUGAGUCAUCCAGUUGUGACGCUACGAACUGUGGAGAACGUCGGCCACAUAGUUGAACUCCUGAAGUGUGUUUCAUUCAACGGUUUUCCUGUAGUUGAUCCACCGACUAGCGAUCAGGAAGAGAUCGAUUGUUAUGGACGCUUCAGAGGUUUGAUUCUGCGAUCUCAGUUAAUAGUCUUAUUACAGAAAAAAGUGUUCAAUGAGUAUUGUGAAUACUGGGAUGAAAUCUUGAAUAUUCGAAUGUUUAGAGAUGAAUAUCCCCGAUAUCCUACCAUUGAGCAUGUGAACAUUACGCAGGAAGAAAAAACAUACAAAAUGGAUCUUAGGCCAUUUAUGAAUCCGUCGCCGUAUACCCUCCAGCAUUCUGCCACAUUGCCAAGAGUAUUUAGCCUAUUCAGAGCCUUAGGUCUUCGCCAUCUUCCAAUAGUGAAUGAUACAAAUGAGGUAAUUGGAAUGGUGACUCGCAAAGACAUAGCGCGAUACCGGAUUUGGAGACACCAAGGAAAAAUGGGAUUAGAUGAACUUUUAAUAUCCGAUAAAAUCUAAAUAAAGUACUCACUUUGGCGUUAACACACCUUAUGUACCGAGCAUUGAAGUAUUGGAACCUCACCAAUGGUGUGCGAAUGAUUAGAAAUAUUAUUCUCAAGUUAUAUGCAAGUAAUUACAAAGUACAACGAUUCAUGUCAUGUUAUGACACAAUGAUUUUGAACCACAAUGAGGUUUUUCAUCAAGAUGAAAACUUUGGUGAUCGAACUUUUCAGCGGGAACACAAUUUUGGAGUAUUAGAAUCUUGUAGAUUAAGAACAACCAUGUAAUAUACCCUCAAUAUAUUUUCAUUAUUUAUUA